AUCGUCGGCGUUUGCAUGCAAUGCGGAAAAGUGCAGCAGCAGCGAAACGGCAACAUUUGCAGCAGCUACGACAGCAGCGCUUGUUGCAAUGCACUGAUCAGUCCUCAACGUCGACGUCAUCCCAAUUGGCUGCAGCAUUGUUAUCUUCGGCCUCGGCUGCAGCGGCAGCCGCUGCAGCUGCCAAUGCGACCCCUGUAAAUAUUAAUGAGCAACAGAGAGAAGUGAAAACCCUAAUUGGCCCACCCAUGGGCUUUCCACAGCACCAAGAAGAACCACAGAUCACACGUCCACAGCCAGCUUCACGCUCUCAUCGUCAUCAUCGCCACCAUCACCAUCAUCAUCAUCAUCAUGCCAAUCAUUCGCACAAUCAUCAUCAGUGUCGCUCAAAACGAAGAUUACAAAAAUUGUAUUAUACGCUUUGCCGUUAGACUUGUACACCUAAUUCUAGA
This is a messenger RNA of Drosophila busckii, 449 nucleotides long. Its product is annotated as lateral signaling target protein 2 homolog. The coding region runs from base 21 to 428 and encodes 135 amino acids. The transcript has a single exon. The record is from RefSeq and is a predicted model, not a curated record. Lineage: Eukaryota; Metazoa; Arthropoda; Insecta; Diptera; Drosophilidae.